UCUGGGCACUGAUCUGGGAUCUGUUUGAUGUGGGCAUGCCAGAAGAACAGUAGAGAGAGUGAAAACUCACACACACACCCUUCACUCAAACAACAUUUCCCCACCUUUUUCCUCUCAGAUUGUGCCCUGUGUACUGGAUUGAGGACAUAGACAUACAGGAAUGAGACCCGCGGCGAUGUGUGUAUGAGGAACCAAACACGGCAACGAGAACUGAAUGCUGCACCUUUUAAAACUUGCAGUGGUAUAUUUUUGGGGGAGUUAUGGGGUUGUUGUCAGUGGAGCAGAAUUCCUGGCUGUUUGUGGCCAUUUUAUUUGGGAUAUACCACUUUGCUGAAGGCGGGUGUUUGGGAAGGUGUUGCCAAGGAGCCGAUCGCACCUGCUUUACUACGGAUUGGAGGAUGGAUCGAGUCUACGGGACGUGCUAUUGUGAUGACGGGUGUGUCAGAACAAACGACUGUUGUUUUGACUAUCCAACAGAGUGCCCUGCUCGGCCAUGUGUCGUGAGCGAAUGGAGUCACUGGAGCGGAUGUGAAAAACCGUGCCAGCCCUCGUUUCGUGUUCGAAGACGCAGUAUUCAGACUGAGCCCCAAAACAGUGGUCAGGUCUGUCCAAAGCUUGAAGAACAGGCAGGCUGUAUGGAGUAUCAGGACCAUCAGAGACAGUUUUGUGCUCAGACUCGAGGAGCAGCUUUUAUAACCACAAUGGAGUACAGCAAAGGCCGAACACACGGUUUGUAUGGGGCCCCGGUGGAUGCUGGAUUCUGUAUGGAGUUCAAGUUGGAGUCUCUCACACCACAGUGCAUGGUUGAGAACCGACCGUACACCCGCUGGAUGCAGUACAUGAGAGAAGGGUACACCAUUUGUGUGGCUUGUCAACCUCCAGCCAUGAGCAACCACAGCUGGAGUUGUCAAGGAGACGGUAACCUAGCUGAGAGGAAUGAUCUUCUACACUGGCAGGCGGUAGGAAGCCCCCGCUGCAGAGGAACGUGGAGAAAAGUCCAGAAACUCGAGCACUGCUCCUGCCCACAAGUACACAGCUUCAUUUUCAUUUAAACACAUAGGAUCCUUCUACAAGUCUUUGACAGAAAGGCAGUCUUAUACUGUACUCAAACACACAAAUGAACAAUAGGUCUCAUUUUCUGUCUGAAAACAUUUAUUAAAAACCCAUUAGUUUGUA
Molecule: messenger RNA, 1176 nt
Organism: Paramisgurnus dabryanus
Lineage: Eukaryota; Metazoa; Chordata; Actinopteri; Cypriniformes; Cobitidae
Product: somatomedin-B and thrombospondin type-1 domain-containing protein
Source: RefSeq, a predicted model, not a curated record